GUACGAGAUCCCGGUGCCCCUCCCCAACGCGCCGAGCCGGCCACCGUGAGGUUUUAGUAUUUCCUUUGAUGUCAAAUCAAGGGGCGAGUCCCACACUACCCCCUCCAUAUGAGGGGGUGUGCGUAAAUGCAUUUCCUCACGUAAAAACGAAAAAAAAAACGAUAUAGGGUGACGUUCGAAUAUACAAAUACUACAUCUGUCUUCAACUCAUUACAAGGAAAAAAUAUGUCCGUGGUUUGGACGGUCGAUAUGCGAACGUCACACGGUCUCAAAUUCUCAGCCCAAAAAACUGAACGUAUUAUGUUUUCCAAUAAAACCUACCAAGACACACCGACAUUAUUUAUGAGGAGUAGUGAAAUCAAAUUCGUCGAUAACAUAAGACUCCUUGAACUAAUCUUCGAUAGGCGACUAUCCUGGAUCACCCACAUAAAACACCUAAAAUAUUCUCGUCUGAAAAGGCUAAACAUUAUCAAGAUAAUAGCCAGUCACAAUUGGGGCUCCGAUAAAGAAAUCCUCCUAAAAACUUACUGAGGUCUAAUCAGGUCUAAGAUUGAUUACGACUGCACUAUAUACAAUUUAGCAAAAGCACAUAUCCUAAAAAUAAUUGAUCCCAUUCACAAUACAGCAUUACGAUUAGCCACGGGCUUAUUUCACACAUGCCCUAUAAGUGGAGUGCUAUUUGAAGCUGGCGAGAUGUCACUUGAACAGAGAAGACAAUUUUUAAGUAUAAAGUAUGCACUUAAAAUGUCUUCCACUCCUAGUAAUUCGACCUAUUUACUACUUAUUCAAUAACAGAUAGUAAUUAUAUGCAAAAGAAACCAAAACUACCAUCACCACUGUACGUUAGAAUAAAAAACCGUUUCCCUUCAAUUACAACACAACAAGCAAUCAUCAUCGAACGUAAACAAGAAAAUGUCCCCCCCUGGCAUAUCAUAACCCCAAAUGUAGAUACAACCCUCGCUGACUGCAACAAGAAACUAAUAUCAAAUCACGAACAUAAGACCAAAUUCCUUGAACUCAACAACAAAUACUCAUCCUGUAAGAAACUUUACACCGACGCAUAUAAAUCUAACCAGGGAGUGAGAUACGCCAUGAUUGCAGACAACAAUGUUAUUCAAAAACGUUUACCCAUACAAACAUCCAUUCUCACCGCUGAAGCCUAUGCAGUACAUGACGCUCUCAAAUACAUAUACACAUUCGACUCUCAAGACCACGUAAUCUACACCGGCUCCAUGAGCGUCAUCAAAACCUUAACAAACACCGCCAAGAGGAACAAAAACGAAAUAAUUAGAAACGUCUUAAUACCUUACACGGAACUUGCCUCUACCAAUAAGAAAAUAUUCAUCGUAUGGAUCCCCUCGCAUCAAGGAAUAUCUGGAAACAGACAGGCUGAUUUUAAGGCCAAAGAAGCAACCACCCUCCAGACUGAACACCAACAAACCCCUAUCCCAAUACAAGAAAUCAUCCAGCACGAAAAAAAGAAAAUCAACGAGGAACAGAACAACAUCUGGAAGUCAAAACCGUCAAAAAUCCAUAACAUAAUCACCAAUUUUUUCCAGAAUAUACCACGAAAUCUCAUGAGCAGGAAAGAAAAAAUCGUUCUUUCCCGUCUGAGAACCGGCCAUAGUAAAAUAACUCACGAACAUAUCAUAAAGAAAACAGACCCUCCCUUCUGCUGCGAAACCCCACUCACUGUACACCACCUUUUAUAUGACUGUCAAAAAUUUUCCACUCAGCGCCGCAAAUUCAGGAUAUACCCGAGUACUGCCCUCACCACCAAAGAACAUAUUAGAAAUACCAUUCAAUUCCUUAACGAAACCAAACUCUUCCACAAAAUAUAAGUUAGUCCAGAAUUCGUCGCUAAUGACCUCGAUGUCGAUGCGACGUAAAACCUUAAUUAAAAAAAAAAAAGAAUGGGACAAAAUAACUAUUGAAUAUUUGAAAAAAGAUCAUUAGCAAUAUGCCACAUCGUAUAAAAGAAGUGAUACAACAGAAUGGCUACCCAACAAGAUAUUAAAACACAUAUUAUUACAAAAAUUAGUCUCAAACUACAUAGUUUCUGAAACGUCCGAAUAUUAAAGUAACGCGAAAAUCAGACAAUGUUUUGUUUAAAUCGUGUUAUUUAACAACUACAGUAAGUUAUGUAAAUUAUUGUUUUUUGCUUGUUUUGUUAGAAACGAAGUUAUGAUGUGAUAAUGUAAAAAUCUCAUAGUAUCCGAAUAUUAAAGUUACUCACUGUAGUUAUCUGCAUUAGUUUCGAUAUAUUGCGGGACACCCAAUAUAUAUUAUAUAUAAACGAAAGAUGGAUUUAUACGGUCGGUGCCAUAGGACCUGCUGCUGUGGGGGAGAAGACAAUGCGGCAUAAAUCACGAACGGCAGCAGGACGCCAGCCGCCGUGCUGAUCGGUCGAUACACUCUGAUACACGCUCCACGAACUAAUUGCCUGUUGUGUCUAUUGGAGGGUAGAAAUCGCGGUCUGAUUGCUAUGAGAAUUGAGGAAGGAAGUCGUGUACCUCUAGUCUGACGAUGUACCGAGACUGGAUAAUCAUCUAGUAUGGAGAGUGAUUAAGAAUCACUGGAUUGCAUGGACCGUGGUAUGAAGAAGAGCGUCGCCCGGCUACAAAGUUCGACGGUGGAGGAAGAGUGAAGACUGAGAAACAGAUAGUUAAAAAGAAAGAAAAGGAAGGGAAGUUCAUGAUGCGCGAAGAAACUUAUGGCGCUGAAAGCAACCUUUGGCGCGGAACGUAUUGAACAUUGAACUGUAAUAACAACCAAAAUUAACACCUUUUGAAGAAAAAAACAACAGAUUGAAGAUCACUGAUCGUCAGUUACACCUCGUAUAAAGGCUCGGUUUAUACAUACCGUGUAUUUUCAUGUACCGUAUGUCUAUGCUCGAGUUAUU
This is a messenger RNA of Hylaeus anthracinus, 2902 nucleotides long. RefSeq lists its product as uncharacterized. Gene Ontology annotation, molecular function: RNA-DNA hybrid ribonuclease activity; nucleic acid binding. The record is from RefSeq and is a predicted model, not a curated record. Bases 807 to 1841 code for a protein of 344 amino acids. NCBI's taxonomy places the organism in Eukaryota, Metazoa, Arthropoda, Insecta, Hymenoptera, Colletidae. The transcript is spliced from 5 exons.